Trypanosoma conorhini is the source of this 1293-nucleotide messenger RNA. RefSeq lists its product as uncharacterized. The coding region runs from base 1 to 1293 and encodes 430 amino acids. Lineage: Eukaryota; Euglenozoa; Kinetoplastea; Trypanosomatida; Trypanosomatidae. The transcript has a single exon. The record is from RefSeq and is a predicted model, not a curated record.
AUGGCGAAGUCUGCAUUUCAACCCCCCCACAUGUUUGCGACGGUUCCGCAGAGUGCGGGCGCGCGUCGUGGCGCUAUCUACGCCGUCGCCGCUCUGAGCUCCGCGUUCGUUGCGUGGGUCGUUCACACGUGGUGGAAGCGGCGGUGUGGGCCGACGGGAGACGACGGAAUAUUUGACGACGUUGCGGAGUCCCCGCUCUUUGACCCCGGCGUGGUGUUCCCAGCGAAGGCGGCGGUGGCUGCGAGGGCCCCCGACGCCGUGAAGGACGCAGGGGGCGCCGGCCCCGUCCAGAUAGCCGAGCGUGAGGAGGCCCUGCGGGUGGCGCGGAAGCUCAUGUCGCAGCUGCGUGGCGCAGGGGACGAGGAGGAGGAGGAGGCCGAGGAGGCCUCCGGCUCGGACGAGGAGACGAACGUGUCCCUGAACUACCGCAUCGCGACGGAGCUGGAAAAGGAGGCCCGCGACGGCCUGGUGCAGAUGGUGGUCCAUAGCGAGCUGCUGAAAGCGCAGGCGCAGGGUAAGAGCAUCGACCCCGGCGAGUGUGAGGAGGUCCUGGCAAGGCUGGUGGAGUACUUCGACGUCUCGAACGAGCGCGAGAAGCUGCGUGAGCGCCGCAUCGCCCUGCGCCAGGCGGGGGCGCCCAGCAAUGGCUUCCCAUGGGCGAACACGGGCGGCUACAACGAGCGCGUCGCCCAACAGAUGAAUAAAAUCAAUGAGGCCUACAACGACUUCUUCUUGCGCGAGGGGGAGUUGGAUCGGCGCCUUCGUGCACCCAACGACGACGCCGUGGAGGAGCGCUUUGAGGCGGGUUGGGGGGGCGACGACGACGACGACGACGACGACGCCGACUUCAUGGAGUACCUUGACGGGGACGAUGAGGCUGGGUACGGCAGCCGACUGGAGUACCGCAUGGGGGCCGUGGAGAGGGAGAACCUGCGCAGGAUGGGACUCGACCGCGAGAUGCUCUUCGACGACGACGACGGCGACGACGACGAAGAUGGGGAGUUUGAGGAGGAAGAGGACUCCGACGACGUGGAGGAAAAAGCCCGCUUCGAGCGGAUGCUGCUUGACAAGCUCCGUCAGCUGGCAGCGAGCGUUGGGGAGAAGGCGACUUCCUCGAAGCCGUCACUGCGCACGGGGGUCGCGGGGCCGCCGCGCCCCAACGGGGCUAUGGCCACCCCCGGCGUGCAGCGGCGCUCGGAGUCGGAGGAGGGAGACAGCCAAAAUGAAUGGGAGACUGCGAGCGACGAGGAGGAUGCCGCCGCCGCUGACGAAGGCGGGAGGAAGGAGGGGUAG